Messenger RNA from Cloeon dipterum, 1325 nucleotides. Its product is annotated as transforming growth factor beta regulator 1. NCBI's taxonomy places the organism in Eukaryota, Metazoa, Arthropoda, Insecta, Ephemeroptera, Baetidae. Gene Ontology annotation, biological process: regulation of cell cycle. The transcript has 6 exons. The record is from RefSeq and is a predicted model, not a curated record. The coding region runs from base 222 to 1229 and encodes 335 amino acids. Gene Ontology annotation, cellular component: nucleus.
CAACACAGCGUACAGUUACACUAGCUACAGAUCAACACAAGAAGUGCCGCACUGCCGCAGGUACCGCUCCUUCUGCCCUUAUGCUUUUGGCCCAGAGUUUAGAUCCAUUCCCAUAUAUCGAGGCAGUAAUCGAGGUUUCCAGCCUACCAUUCUAGCUUGUAUAGAUUCUAGUGCAGUUGGCAAAUAAAGUGACUGGUUGCGUGAGAUCAUUUGUGUUUAAAAUGGAAACGGAUACGAAGAGGUAUAAACUGAAGUACGAAAAAACGAAAAAGAUGAUUAAAAACUUUGUCUUUGAAAAUGCAGCACUUUGCGAUGAAAUAUCAGAGCUACAAGAAAAGUAUAUGAUCAUAAACGAGGAAAAUAAAUUCCUCUACAGCAAACUAGGGGCACUCAAUUCCACGCAAGAGACAGCGAGUAAAUCUCAGAGUGUAAGGAAAAAUUCACCUGUACCUAAAACCCUAAGUGGCGCGCAGAAGAAAGCACCAGCAGCGAAAAAAUCUAGGACCAUCAGCACUGCUUCUGUUGGAUCUAGUCCUGCCGGAUCAGAGAAUGUGACUAAAAAGGGAGCCAGGAAACAAACCACUGCUAGAGGAAAAGCUGUGAAAAAACUGGUGCAUCCAAUCCUACUAGAUGCCACUGGCAGACCAAUUUUCCCCAUAGUUGUUGGAAAUCUGUCUGUAUAUAGUCUUGGCGACGUCAUUACUGACAGAAGUGGAUACCACACAGAGGAAAUGAUUUUCCCUGUGGGAUUCUGUUCCUGCCGGGUGUAUGGAAGCAUCAUGAAUCCUGAACAACAGUGUGUUUACACCUGCAAAAUUAUAGAUGGAGGCCCGCAACCACUUUUUGAGAUUGCCUCUGACGAUAUUCCAGGCUCUCCGAUUGUUGGGAACUCGCCAAAUGAAUGCCUUACCGUGUUGCAGAGCAAGAUAAACAAAGCAGUUGGUGUUGAAGUGGUAUCAGACAACACCAAAGGGCCUGAGUUUUUUGGAAUCACUGUGCCAACUAUCCAGAACCUCAUCCAGAGUUCAGGAACAAGGAAGCUGCCAGGCUACAAACCUUUGAAAUUUGAGGUUUGCAAAACCGGAAAUGUCGCAGAUCCUUCCUUAGUUGAUGCAUCUUUGAACUUUGACGCUCUGCAGAGGAGCAUUGCAUUUUCCAAAAAUCAACUUGCAAGCAUUAAUUUUGACUCGCACGAUCCAGUCAUUAGGGACUUUUUCAUGGGCGUUUGAAAUUGCCCUACGUUCCUGACUUGACAAAAAUAAUGAAACAUGACUACAUCAUUGUAUAUUUUCUAUAAGUAUUAAAGAUAAAGGUUGAUUGUAUUA